AUGGACAAGGAACAGGACUUUUUCGUCAACUCCAAUGCUCGAAUCAAGGCGAGAAAGCACAAGAGCCUGUGCUACAGCGCGAGCCAAGCCGAAGAGGGGACACAGAAGCUGGCGGCCAAGAAGGAGCUGCCGUGGGAGCGCGAGUGGUUCCAGCGGCGACAGCGGCGGCUGGCCAAGCGAGAGGAGGAGCGACUCGUGCAGCUGCUCCAGAAGAAGCAUAGCGGCCAACUACUGCGGUACCAACAAGAGCGCCAACGCAAACAGCAGCAGCAGCAGCAACAUGAACGAAGAGACGAGCAAGAAGGGGAGGAAGAGGGAGAAGAAGGGGACCACGGGCUCGAGCAACAACAACGACAAUCGAGACAGCAAGAGGGACUUGUAUACGAGAUGGAGACGGACGGCGGUGGUGGUGGUGAAGAGGAUGAGGAGGAGGAGCACCGAAGGCAGCAGCAGAGGCUCCACGACGCGGCGUGGGCGCUGACGAACAGCGGAUGGGGCGAAGAGGGCAGCUGGUCGAGCCAGGAGGCGCCGUACACUCCGCCCCUGCGGCGCACAAUCUCUUCGCCGCUGGUCAAGUCCAAGACGAUCGGAAACUACACCCAGCAGGGCAACGACCACCUGCAUGCUGGAGAAAAUCAAGACAGGCACCUCUUCUACUGGGACGAAGAGCGCUCCCUGUUGUGGCUGGGCGUGUUCGACGGUCACUCUGGCAGCGCGGCCGCGGACUUCCUCUGCCGCAGGCUGCUACCCAACAUCGACACCCUGCUGCCGCCGAGUCGCAAGUCCUACUCGCGAGAUAACCUGAUGGCCGCCAUACGCACCGGUAUCAUCGAGACCGAGAACCAGUUCCGCCAGGAGGACCAACCCGACGGUGCCUGUCUGCUGCUGGCGUGUCUCUCGGGCGAGUGGCUGGUCGUGGCCAAUGUGGGCGACUCGCGCGCCGUGCUGGGGUCCUACAGCCUCGGGUCCACCCACCAACUCACAUCAAGAACGCUCACGAACGACCACAAUGCGACGAACGAGGUGGAGGCCAAGCUUGCUCGGUUUCGGUUUCUCAAGAACAACGGACUGCUGUCCAGCAGCGCAAGCCCCAGCGAUUACUCGGAGGAGGAGCUGAUCGAACAGGUCAAGGACAUCAUGGAGGGGUCGGACAUCAUCGAGAACGGUCGAUUACUCACCGUGCAACUGACCCGUUCCAUUGGCGAUUUCGGCAUCAAGCGAUGCUGCUUCGACGUGGUGUCCAAUGAGCCCGAGUUCACCAUCCUCCAGCUGUGCGAGGAGGACCGGCUCCUCAUUCUCGCCUCGGACGGAGUGUGGGCCACGGUGACGGCGGAUCGAGCAGUCGAUAUGGUGAUGGAGAAGGUCAUCAACCUCUCGUCCUACAUCGACCGUAUUGGACCCGCCGAGUAUCUGGUGCAGGAAGCCGUGUCGAAAGGCUCGGGCGACGACCAGACGGCGCUGGUGUUGGAUUUGAACAAAUACCGCAAGGGCCUUCUGAAGCCCCACCACGCCACCUUCAGCGGUGUAUCGCCCCUGGAGCGGACCAUCAAAAAAGGUCUCUUCCUGUCGGAUCGACAGUGUCGCUUGAACUCGAACAUGUACGGCUCGGCCACGCGCUCAUUCGGCGCCAAGAUGGCCCUGCUCCAUGCCAAGGGCUCGUUCAUCGGUUCCAGCGAACCCAACAAGUUCGACGUCGACGCCCGGAAGGCCCAGUCGCUCGCCAGUUCUGCGCACAAGCCGGGCAACGUGGUGCCGCCAGCACCCCUGCGUACGUCGGUCCUGGGGCUGUUUGACAGCGCGGCGAUCGAGGAGAGCAAGGCACGCGAGGCCGACCGGAAGAAGAAGGGCGUGCUCUACGGCCGCACCUACUUCUGA
Acanthamoeba castellanii str. Neff is the source of this 1875-nucleotide messenger RNA. RefSeq names its product protein phosphatase 2C domain containing protein. Gene Ontology annotation, molecular function: protein serine/threonine phosphatase activity. Gene Ontology annotation, biological process: protein dephosphorylation. The record is from RefSeq and is a predicted model, not a curated record. Bases 1 to 1875 code for a protein of 624 amino acids. The transcript is spliced from 12 exons. NCBI's taxonomy places the organism in Eukaryota, Discosea, Longamoebia, Acanthamoebidae.